AUGCUAAAAAUAUUACUUUUAUAUAUCUAUUGGUUAUAUUAUAUUUUUAAAGUCAUUCCUAACUAUGAUAUCAUAAAGAUACUAUGUUUAUCAAAAUUAUAUCUAAGAACAAAUAAUAAAAUUGAAAAUGAUAUAAAUGAAAAUCUUAUAGAUCAACAAAAGUCUCUUAAUGAAAGCUUAAUUUCAAAUAAUUUUACUAAAGAUUUUUAUAUUCAAAAUAAUGGAAAAAAUAUAAAACCCUCUAUUAAAAUAUCAUUAGAAGAAUUAUCUAUGGAAAGUUUAAACGCAGAACAUAACUUUCUUUCACAUAAAAUAAAACAAUUAAAUACUCAAUACCAAAUUUUAAAUUCGGAAUUAGCAGGAAUAAAAUCAAAAUUUCAUAAUAAAGAAGUACCUGAUGAACAGAAAGAAAUAUUAUAUGAAAGAAUAGAUGAAAUAAAAAUAUCUAUAAAUAGUAUUAUAUCAAAUAUUGAUAAGGAAGUUUCAAAAUUGCUUUUGUUUUAUUUUGAAAUUUAUGAUAGAAUGUUACUAGAUAAAAAAUAUAUGAAUCAUAAAUAUAUUUUAUCAUGUAGAAAUAACAAGAACAAAAUAUAUGAACUUAAUUUAAAAAUGUAUAAAGAAUUAUAUUCUCAUCUUUGUUUUGAAUGGGAAAAAUCAAUGUGUUACUUAUUACCAAAAAAUAUAGAAUGUAUAAAAUUACAAGAUAUGAUUACAAUCAUAAAACAAUAUAUUGAAUGA
Messenger RNA from Cryptosporidium muris RN66, 738 nucleotides. RefSeq lists its product as uncharacterized. Lineage: Eukaryota; Apicomplexa; Conoidasida; Eucoccidiorida; Cryptosporidiidae. The record is from RefSeq and is a predicted model, not a curated record. The transcript has a single exon. Bases 1 to 738 code for a protein of 245 amino acids.